AGUGACUGCCCCCAAGAGCAGACAGUGUAGUAGACACCCACCUCGACCCACUUGUGCUCAGAACAGAACAGCGUGCCAUCUAGCCAAGAUGAAAGUGCUGUGGCUCACUGUGGUCCUUAUAAUUGGGAUCUCAAUUACACAUGGCGAAGAUAAGCAGGGUUGCACAAAGCAGACAUCUGUCCCAGAAGCAGCAGAAUCAGGGCAGGAACCAGCCAAGUCCAAGAAGCCUUCUGGCAAGCAGGGUUGCGCAAAGCAGACAUCUGUCCCAGAAGCAGCAGAAUCAGGGCAGCAACCAGUCAAGUCCAAGAAGCCUUCUGGCAAGAAAAACAAAAAUCCACAAACUUAUUUUCCUGGAGCAAGAGUGUUCUUAGGAGGACAAAAUAACGUUGAUGACAUCUUACAGCAAAAAUUGGCACAAAACCAGGUUAAACAGAAAUGGAGAAGACAUGACCACAGUGAUACUAUACCACUGACUUCCAGCAUAUCCAGUGAUUUUGCUAAGACUUUACUUCAUCGAAUUUCUGGUGGUCACGAUAUGUCUCAUCAUGCCAGCCAAAUGGAAAACGAUCACAGCAACAGGUCCUGGUCUUGUAUCGACUGUCAUGCGACUCAUAAGGACAAUAGUUCAGAGCAUCAUUCCGAACAUAGCAAAGCUGUUCCUGAAGCCUGGAUGUGUCGCUGCUUCAAAGCACACAUUGCUGGAAAUGAAAGCCAUGAAGUUCCACACAAAGGCAAUUCCUCAAAGGCUGAUGAUACUAUCAAACAUGAGGACAAAGAAGAACACAAAACUGUGCCGAUGUUGUGCCUUCAGUGCUCUCCACACAAUGAAAGUGACCACACAGUGGCUUCUUGUGGCAAGGUUCAUCAGCGAAGGAAAAGAACCGAUUUUGAUUACUUAAUAACUCUAUCUGGAACAAACCACAUUAAACCAGCUUUUAUUGAGCAGCAAGAACGUCAUGGUAAAAAAGAGUGUAAAGAACACCGAAAGUCACCAAGCUGGACUUGCCAUAAAUGCAACGAGAGGAAAGAGCAUAAAGAGGAGCAUAAAGAGGAGCAUAAAGAAGCCACAGAUGCACAUUAUGGCCAUCAUGAAAAGGUUCAUCAGCGAAGGAAAAGAACCGAUUUUGAUUACUUAAUAACUUUAUCUGGAACAAACCACAUUAAACCAGCUUUUAUUGAGCAGCAAGAAUGUCAUGGUAAAAAAGAGUGUAAAGAACACCGAAAGCAUGGAAAGCAUCAUUCACGGAACAGAAGGAAUGUCAAUGCUAAUAAUCCGAAGAAAGGAAAAUUCUGCCCAGGUUGUUUUAGUGUGUUAGGGAAAAAUGAACCUCAGAAAAUCAGCCUUGCAUAAUGGUGAAUUUUAACAAUUUUUAUUUUUUCAAAAUUGCUUAGAAGAUAUUAAAAAUACCUUAGCCCAACUGCAAACUCUAUAUGAUAAUAAAAGUACACAAAAUUAUUCAAUCUAACAAAGAUGGAAAUAAACUUAUUACAUGAACAUAAUGUACUGUAACAGAUACAACCAAUUGUAGCUUCAUAGAUAAAGAGCAUCCAAAUGUUUAAUAGAAUUUUAUUGCACCGCAGUAUUUAUUAAUUAAUGUUUUUGUUUAAUUGUGCACGUUUUGUCUUGUAUCUUGAUUUAUAUUGAAAUCAAAGGUUACCUGCACUAUGCCAGUUGCUACCAUGUACUCUGUAUGAUAUAAUAAUACAAAUUUGUGAACUCA
Molecule: messenger RNA, 1721 nt
Organism: Erpetoichthys calabaricus (reedfish)
Lineage: Eukaryota; Metazoa; Chordata; Cladistia; Polypteriformes; Polypteridae
Product: repetin-like
Exons: 12
Coding region: 89-1351 (420 amino acids)
Source: RefSeq, a predicted model, not a curated record